AAAAAGUAAAACGACACAUAAAGAUUGAAAUGAUUAGACAAUUACUCUUGUCGUCAAAAUUAUCAAGAAAACAUAUGAUGUGUCACCACCCUGCUUCUCCGGAACAGCUGACAGCCGCGAAGUUCAAUGACCCGGAGGACACAAGUUUCACACAUAUUUCAUUUACUACCAUUCGUUAGAUAAAAGAGAAAAUGGACUCCGUGUGGGACACUUUGCUAAACGCCGCCUACGAGUGGAAUUUGUGUAGAUUGAUGUUUGUUAUUUACAUCGUUGUCAUCAGCCUGAGUGGAACGGUGAUAAAUUUCAUGGCUUCUGUGGUUCCUCUGCCGGACUUCUUCCUGCAGGCUUUCAAGUUCGGCAAAAUGGCACAUGGGAGAGCAAACAGGUUCAUUUCUCUCUUUGAAAUCCCCAAAAGAUGGUUCUACCACUUCUAUGUUGUUGCAAGUUUAGCAGUAACUGCAGCUAUAAUACAAAUGGGACUUCUAUAUAUCAAAGGCGGCGCUUUACCCACUUGGGAAAAAUCACUUUUUGAUGUCCUUACCUCCCCAGAGAGAAAACCAGCAGUCACCAGCACAUCUGCAGCAAUAGGACUGGUCUUACUAGCUCUCCAGAUAUAUCGGCGACUGUAUGAGAACCUCUUUGUUAGUGUUUUCAGCUCAGGCCACAUCAAUAUUCUCCAUUAUAUUGUUGGUCAUACGCAUUAUCUUGGUGCUGUGACUCUACUCUUGGCUGAAGCACCUGGAUUUGAUGGCCAAAAGUUUGAUGCUACAUUUACCAGUGUGGAAAUGUGUCAUGUAAUUGGUUGUAUAUUGUGUCUGGCUGGAUAUGUUCUUCAGUUCUCCAGUCUUAAUAUAUUGGCUUCACUGAGGAAGAAUUCAGGAAAGGCUGCCAAAGAAAAGCACAUGAUGCCGAGAGGUGGAAUGUUUGAUCUGCUGUCUUGCCCACAUAUGUUUGCAGAGGUCCUUGUAUACGUGGGAAUCACAUUUGUUCUUUGGCGUCACACAGAGUGGCUUUUUGUCACAACUUGGGUCAUUUGUAAUCAGGUCCAGGUUGCAGUGAUGAAUCACAAAUGGUAUCGGGAAACAUUUAAGGACUAUCCUCUAAAGAGAAAAGCCAUCUUUCCCUUUCUUUUGUGAGGAUUCGAAGGCUUAAAUCAUGAAGUGUGUGUGGAAAAAAAUGAUUGUUUUUAUGUUAUAUUUGAUAAUAUUUUUUUUAUGUUAAUCUUAUUGAAGAGGUAUUUUGAUAUGAACAGUUUAACUAUUUUGUUAAUAUUUGUUUGUAGAGAUAUAUACAAAAAGGAGCAAAGGACAGUAAUGAGUAUCGUCUAAUUACUCAAUGGGCAAUAUAUUUAGCUUUACUGUAACUAGAUUUUAAAAAAAUCAUGGUUUCUGACAUAUAUGUAAAUGUGGCUGACAUUAAAAAUGUUAAUUUAGUAUCAAGCUUUUUCAUGGUACCAAAUAUUACUUUACUGUUGGUGUGAUUUUGGGGGUGAAGCUCAAACAGAAAAAUAAAAUAAAAUAAUCUUUAGAAUGAG
Messenger RNA from Penaeus vannamei (Pacific white shrimp), 1534 nucleotides. Its product is annotated as polyprenal reductase. Gene Ontology annotation, molecular function: 3-oxo-5-alpha-steroid 4-dehydrogenase activity. Gene Ontology annotation, cellular component: endoplasmic reticulum. Gene Ontology annotation, biological process: dolichol-linked oligosaccharide biosynthetic process; polyprenol catabolic process. NCBI's taxonomy places the organism in Eukaryota, Metazoa, Arthropoda, Malacostraca, Decapoda, Penaeidae. The record is from RefSeq and is a predicted model, not a curated record.